AUGGUUUCGGUCCGCGGCAAGACAUGUCCAUGAGUCCCGCCCGCAAGACGCCUCAACACCGACACCAGGAGGACGUCGACGACGACGAAGACACGACUACGACGACAGUGCUCCCGUCGGGCCGCCAAGGUCAGCAGCUAGGCCACAACAGCACUCCGUUCUCGGUGUCCGACAUCCUGAGCCCCCUGGACGUGAGCACGGUCCAGCAGCUGCAGCACUUCCACGACGACACGGUGACCGUCAGCUGCGCGGCCGCCACCGGCGGAUUCGGAGGCCUGAUGAUGAACAGUCACUACGGGAUGCAGCUGGGUUCGCAGGGCUUUCCCGGCUCCCAGUACGGCGCGGGCCCGCCGGACCUGACGGGUCACUACGCCGACCCGAUGAGGCAGUCGGCGGCCGCGGCUGCGGCCGCCGGAUGGUACGGAACGGCGCCGGACCCACGCUUUGCCAUCUCGCGGCUAAUGGGCGGCCCCGGGGGUGCCGGCCCCGGAGCCCAGCUGGGCCCGGCGCUGAGCGCGGCCUGCGGAGGACCUGGCUCGGGCGCGGACUCGAUGGGCAAGUCGGCCGCGGCGGCUGCUGCGGCCGCCGCCUGUGCAGCCGCAGCCGCGGCCGCAGGCAUGCAGUUUCCUCUGGGCCAGCGCCGAAAGAGGCGGGUGCUCUUCACGCAGGCCCAGGUGUACGAAUUGGAGCGACGGUUCAAGCAGCAGAAGUACCUGUCAGCUCCUGAGAGGGAGCACCUGGCUAGUCUCAUACACCUAACACCCACGCAGGUGAAGAUCUGGUUCCAGAACCACCGUUACAAGUGCAAGCGGCAGGCCAAGGAGAAGGCCAUGGCCGAACAGCAGCUGCAGCAGCACGGCACCAACAGCGUCAGCGCAGGAGCGACGUCAGCGGCGCACCAGGGGUCGCACUCCCCUAGAAAGGUAGCCGUGCCGGUACUGGUGAAGGACGGCAAGCCGUGCGGCAAUUCCUCGGGAGAGGAGGACGCCGUCGGUGACCUGCUUUCCUCUACUGGCUCCUCGGUCGGUGGAGUGGGCGCCUCGCACCACCAGUCCUCCUCCUCAUCCUCGCAAAGGAGCGGCAACGGCAUUGGCGCAGGAGGCCUCCACCACCACCAGCACCACCACCACAGGUCGUGCCUGGUGGACAGCUCGCCCGGCGCUAGGGUCAUGUGCGGGGCGCCUCCCAGUAGUUCCAGCCCUCUAAACAUCAACGGCAUGACCUCGUACGGCCAAGCGGUCGACCUGAACCCGGGAAGCAUGGUGGGCAACCCAGGGGCCACCGGAGCCGGAGGCAUGCCUGGAGCCACGAUGACCUCCAUGUGCCCGUCCUACCUGCAGCUGCAGGGCCGCACCUGGUGACUGGACCUCUGGGACGCCUCGUGACCCCAGCGGGCCCACGAGGCGUCCCAGGCGACCGUCAAGAGAGAGGUCGCCACCGACGACGAUGACUGCAACUUCAGCGAGGACGAAGAAGAGGAGGACGAAGACGAAGACGAGGACCAGGGCUUCGCCGCCGCUUCCGGAACGAGACAUCAGCCACUCAGACAAGGAGCGCCCGAGGAACUGGCGCAAGAUGAAGACCUCUGCGACAUAGUGCUCUGAGGUCAGGCGGUCUGAAGAGGCUUUUGACGCAGUCUGGGCGAAUAAGCAUCGUCGUAACUAGUGAUCACCUUCUCGUUGAAGGCAUACCUUGCUAUAGUAGUAGAUGCCGCGAAGUGGCGCGUCGGCCAAGACUGCUAGAAGCCCACGAUGAAACUGCAAACCUUCGGUUUGAGAAGAAUACCACAUCAAGGACCAGAAAUAGUUCUGUUGCUUACUUUAGCGGUACCAUCCACAAGAAACUGUCACUGUGAAUUUGCUACCGCCAUCGUGCAGUCUGCUGACUUCUUCUGAAGGACAGAUACCAGUAGCAGGUGCUCUGAAACAUCACUUCAAGGGAAGAUUCUGCUGACAUUGUGAGGGCGCAGUUCAGUCAUAGGCCGCAACAAACAGAACGCGGCAACGAAAUAUACAAAGAACAGUGCGCUAUUCUCUCUGACAACGGCACAACAUAGUUGUACCUGUGUGAGGUGUGUGCGCCGAAAUUGCGGAGCUGAUCUUCUGUCGACGCGAACUUCCCAAAUGGCCUUGCAGGCAUGGUUUCUCAACUGGAGGCUUUUCUCAACUAAUAAGCUGCGCGCAAGGUGCUCGAAAAUCUAUGUCGAAUGGCAGUGCCAAAGCUCUUUUUUUUUUCCUUCGUCCAGCUUCAGACUGGCUCUCCGAACGUUGCACCAGCGGUGAUCAGCGAUGUGUGAUAAUCAUAGACAAUGUUCUCUCACAGACCACGGAAGAGCAGUGGGACUCCGGGAUAGACAAAACCAAACUGCUCCCCAGUGAACUUUACGUGUUACAGUGUAAGUGCCGUACGCGUCAUCCUGCGUUAACUUUUACCAAGUAUUAUUGAUGCUGGCCAAUACGCCUGUCAGUGAUGACAGCCAAUCUACGUGGACGUUCGUUCUGUGUGCGAGCUAUAACGUUACGACAGCAUCAUUCUUGCCGUCACGGCCAAAGACCCACAUUGUCAUACUUUGGAAUGUGAGUACAUUGUUUAAUGCUUUAUUUUCCGAGGAUAAACCAGAUGGCCUAUGAGAGAGCGGAUCUAAGUUUCAAACGACAGUAUUAGUAAAGACCCUAUUCGAUGUGGUAUCGCGAUUACUGGCCCAAUUGACGGUAUAGCGCUGCGUUACGCCAUAAGUACUAAUACAGAAGAAAAGACAGAAGGGAGUGAUCGUACGUGGAGAUUAAGAAUAAGUAACAAUGAAUUGUUAUUUAUUGUUGCUGUAAUUAUUGUUAUAAGCUCGAUUAAUAGACAACAUUUCUGUAAUUACAUUGUUUCACGCCGUCUCAUAAUUCUCGACCUUUGCGAUGAUGUUAGAAGUUUCGAAAGCAUUUGGCUGAGUUUAGUUGAUUACAUUGCUCAUAAGAAAACAAAUUACAUUGCGGAAAACAAAAAAAGCAGCGCUCGACCUGGCCAAUUUUAUGGAAUUUUCUUGCAUUAUAAAUACCCGAAUGCCCAUGACGUAUAAAAUUUCGCGGUAAAGGCACGAAAAUUUAUUAGAAGAAAAAGACAGCUAUCGUUCUCAUUUUCUCCGCUAAUAAGAAGUAUUUUUCAGCUGACGAAGCGUAUAAUAUCUCCCAGUCUAUGCUGAUUAAGUGGUUCCCCAAAGGAUCCUUUAAUUACUGUUUUAUAUACAGCACUUGUUGUACAGAUUCUAUACGCAAAACCUUAGCGGAAAGUCAUAAACGAUGUACUCGCAUUCCUGAUUUGUGUGUUCCAUGACUUUUACGACAAUAUCUGCUCAUUUAGGACAGAUUCACUAAAACGACUUUACAGAAAAAGGCGCCGCGACCAACACUCGGGUGGACGUGCGGAGGUCCUUUAGUGCGACGUCACUGGUUUUCUCGACAACGAUUUAGUGAUGCUGCAUGUAGCUGCAUCGUCAAUUCGACGUAUGUCACGUAGCUCGAUGGAACCUUGUACAUAUACCUGUAGUAGCUCGAUGAUAAUACAUACUGA
Messenger RNA from Dermacentor silvarum, 3558 nucleotides. It is a transcript of the gene scro, whose product is annotated as homeobox protein Nkx-2.4. Gene Ontology annotation, biological process: regulation of transcription by RNA polymerase II; cell differentiation. Gene Ontology annotation, cellular component: nucleus. Gene Ontology annotation, molecular function: DNA-binding transcription factor activity, RNA polymerase II-specific; RNA polymerase II cis-regulatory region sequence-specific DNA binding. Lineage: Eukaryota; Metazoa; Arthropoda; Arachnida; Ixodida; Ixodidae. The record is from RefSeq and is a predicted model, not a curated record.